AUGUGUGCGCGUGUGCGUGCGCGUGCGUGUAAAUCUAGGAAGUAAGUUCACGACCCGGGGCAGCACCGCGGUGGACACGUCAGAUCCCCCACAUCUCUGAUAACAACUUUGAUUUCAAGGAAGAACUGUUUUCUCCCACGCGAUUUGCGUGUGAGCUUCUGGGAGGGGAUUUGAAACUGAUCGAGAAACAGUUUCCUGUCUCACCUUUUUCCUCUGGAGGCUCAGGUGAGGGAAGUUUUUCUCUGGCUUGGUUUCACUGGAGCUGCAGGAACUCGUCUCCUCUCUCUCCCCUUCGCUGUGGUUGGGACUUCUCCAGCUCCUCAACAUGCAAUGAGCGGUCUGUGGAGGCUGGCAGAGAGUUGGCGCAGUGAGUUAUGCUGAAGCCUGCGUCCGUGUAUCAGGAUGAGCACUACAGACGGAGCCGGGGCCCCUGAGCAGGACGGAAGGGCCCGAGUCGUGCAGAUCUACCCCCGGGUGUCCCAGGAAACGGCCGUCUACUGUCCCCUGCAGGUGAGCGGCGGGGACAAUGCGAGGUCCGUCAUCCACAACGCUAUCGUCACCCUGGGGCUGGACUCCAGCCAGAGGUACGCCCUGCUGGAGGUCAGGGAGAGGGAUGGAGAAGAGAUGCCUCUGGAAGAUGGCGACGUUCCUCUGGAGCGAGUCCUGCUGUGGCCGACACAGGCACAGAGGUGGCAUCCUCGGAGCCAGGGCCACUACUUCAUCCUGCAGCAGCAGCCGGCCGCCAUUGGAGGCGACCAAGUGGGCAGCACCGAGGACUAUGAUGACCUCUGCAACCUCCCGGCUGUGACUGAGCAGAGUAUUCUGGAGGCUUUACGCCAACGCUUCUACAAGUUCAAAAUCUACACCUACGCCAGCAACGUCCUCAUCGCCAUCAAUCCCAAUAAGCUCCUUCCGGUUUACUACAACCCCAAGUAUAUCAAGAUGUAUGAGAAGCAGCCACUGGGCAAACUGAGCCCUCACAUAUUUGCGGUAGCAGACGUGGCCUUCCGCACCAUGCUCAGCCGGCAGGUCAACCAGUGCAUCGUCAUAUCUGGAGCGAUCGGCUCGGGGAAGACGGAGAGCAGCAGUUACCUCAUCCACUGCCUGACCGCGCUGGGCCAGAAGACCUACUCCACCGGGCUGGAGCGGACCAUCCUCGGGGCGGGACCGCUGCUGGAGGCUUUUGGCAACGCCAGGACUGCACAGAAUAACAACUCCAGUCGCUUCGGGAAGUUCAUCCAGCUCCACUACCUGGAGAGCGGUGUCAUCAGAGGGGCAGUUAUUGAGAAGUACCUACUUGAGAAGGGCCGCCUGGUGUCCAGAGAUAAGACGGAGAGGAACUACCACGUGUUCUACUAUCUGCUGGUGGGAGCGUCCAAAGACGAGCGGGAGGAGUUUCACCUGCUGAAGCCGCAGGAUUAUCUUUACCUCAAGCAGGUCUUCCUCAGUCUUAUAGAUGAUGAGGAGAAACUUCGGCAGGAGUACAAAAGGCUCCAUCAGGCCAUGGAAAUGGUCGGCUUCCUGGCCUCCACCCAGAAACAAAUAUUUUCCACGCUCUCUGCCAUCCUCCACCUGGGCAAUGUGACGUACGCCCUGUCAGAGGACACUGAGGUCCUGGAGGUUGGACCUGCUGAGGUCCUGUCUACACUGUCUGACCUGCUCAAGGUGAAAGAAGAGUUGCUGGUGAAGACGUUGACCAAGAGGAGAGUCGUGACCACCAACGCCACCAUAAACUAUCCGUACACACUAGAAGAGGCCUCCAAAGCGCGGGACUCCAUGGCCAAGUCUCUGUACAGCGCCCUGUUUGACUGGAUCGUCCUUCACAUCAACCUCGCAAUGCUCAACAGACGAGACAUGGAGGAGUCCGUCUCUUGUUUGUCCAUCGGUGUGCUGGACAUGUUUGGAUUCGAGAACCUCCACACAAACGGUUUUGAGCAGCUGUGCAUCAACUACACGAAUGAAAAACUGCAGCUUUACAUCAACCAGAACAUGUUCAAGCUCAAGCAAGAGGAUUAUGUGUCGGAGGGCCUCACGUGGCAGAACAUUGACUACAGCGACAACAGUGGCGUCAUCGAACUGAUCAGCCAGAAAUCAACUGGAAUCUUCGACCUGCUGCACAACGAGGACGAACUCCCCGAGGCCACAGAUGAAACCUUGAUGCACCAGCUGAAGCAGCAGCAUCACAACAACUCCCUUUUUGUACCUUCUCCAGACACAAAGCUGACUUUUGCCAUCCGACACUUUGCUGGGACUGUUGAAUAUCACAUCAAGGACUUCAGAGAGAGGAACUCGGAGCACAUGCGUCCUGAGGUCGUGUCUCUGCUACGCAGCAGCGAGCGGUCCUUCCUGCAUCAGCUGGUUGCUUCCAGCCCAGAGGCCCUGUUCAGAUGGGGCGUCCUCCGAGCCACCAUCCGAAUCCUGUCCGUGUUCAAAAACCUGGGACGCCAGCGGGCAGACAAGGCCACCAGACGCACCUCCCGCAAAUCCCUCAAAGAAAUCAAACAGCGCAACAGUGCCGUGGACCGACUCUCCAGCCACAGCAUCACUCUGGACUUCUCCUUCGAUCGCUCUGACGAACAUCCUCUCGAUGUAUUCGAAGACAUCUUCACCAGUUAUGAAAUGAGGAAGAGGAGCAGAGGAGGUCGACAGAAGCAGCUCAUUCCAAAGAAACUCAUGGAUUUCCGGUCACUCCAUCAUAUUGUUGGUCUCACUGCGCACGACCGAACCAGCAAAUCCGUCUUCCACCCUAACCCGAGAGCCAGGCCUCUCACAGUCAGUGCUCAGCUGCAGGCUUCGCUCAGAAAGCUGAUGGAGACGAUUGAAAAAGCCGAGCCUUUUUUCAUUUUCUGUCUUCGCUCCAACACUGAAAAGAAGGAGCUGCACUUUGACGAAGAACUCGUGCUGAAGCAAAUCCGGUACAUAGACAUGCUGCAGAUGGUUCACAUCCAGAAGUCUGGCUACAGCGCUAGAUACACAUUCAUGGACUUUGUGGAGAAGUUCAGGAUGUUAUUCCCAAAAGGAGCACGUGGAGCUCCUGAGCACAUAACUGAGCUGUUUGAGAAGAUGAAGCUCGACAAGUCCAACUACCAAAUAGGAAAAACAAAGGUUUUCCUCAAGGAAAAGGAGAGGCAGCUGCUCCAAGACACUCAUAACAAAGAGGUGAUGCGUCGCCUCAUCAUUCUGCAGCGCUGGUUCCGGGCCUCUCUCAUACGACAGCACUUUCUGCAAAAGAAAGAUGCCACGCUUCUCAUUCAGAGGAGCUGGCGAGAGUUUUAUGAGAAUCAAAACCAAGCUGCGACCGUGAUCCAGACGGCGUGGAGGACUUCCCUGAAGAGGAAGGACGAGGGGACGACUCGGCAGGGAAGGGACAGCAUGACCAAAAAAGAGUUCAAGAGGCAGCAAAAAGUUGAGCAGAGCCCCAACAGGACCCAGAGGCUCGACCCCGACAGCAACCGGUCGGCACCGAGGGACCAGAGCCGGGAGAAACGAGACGGCAGAGGAUCCCCGCCGCCGCUCACCAGGCCCCACUCCUGCCCUCUGGACCCUAAAGUAGUAGGUGUGCACCGCUCCCCCAGCCCCUCCACCUGCAGCUCGCUUCAGCGCUACACAGACAUGGAGGGCUUCAGGGAAAAGGCCGAAAAGUGGAAGGAAAGAAAGAGUGAGGGCGAACCCACAGAUGAGUCGAGUCCAGAAACAUUCAGGCGAAAUGUACAGGCAAAUAAGGCAGAUGAGUUUCACCGAAAAGGGAAAUCCAAGUCUGUGGAUGAACUGUCAAAGAUCUGCUCAUCAGGCUCUGAUAGUUCACCUUCCGGCAGCGAGGUCAGGGUGCGCCUCAGAAAGCUGCCCAAACGCAAACGGCGCUUAGCCUACGCCCGCAGCGGUUUGAUGGCUAACUUUGGGGGCUCCAAGGAGAGUGAGUACUGGAGCUUCCCGCUGCCUCCCCUCAGCCCCCACAUAAACGCCCUGAAGAGCUCGGUCAGUAGCACGGAUGUCCGGGGCUACAAAUCCCGGGUCAAGAUUUCAGCAGAACCUGAUGGGUCGAGGUUCAGCCUCCAGCCCAGGACCAGCAACGAGAACUCAGGACAGGGGUCGAACCAAUCGCAGCUCACGACUCCUGAUAAGAUCUGGUUUCUCAGCAGAUUCCUGAAGAGACGAGUACCGAAACUUUCCCCGAGCAGUGACUCUCCUACAGUCACCCUGCCCAGCUACACUCCGCAUUCCUACCACCUGCCGAGCAAAAACAGUGGGAGGCCCAAUCAAAACCCCACCAUUAAAAUCAGCCGCACCACCCGGUCGAUCGAGUGGAACACAUCUCUGGACCGGGAGAUCAGCAACACCAAGGAGCUAAGACAUCUGGACGAGUUCCUCGGAAACCAGGUCAACGAGCUCCGAACAAGAAUAAAAGAGCUGUCGCCAACAGAGCGCAUCUUCCUCACAGCCACCAUGCAGUUCAGAGAGACCAUCAAAGGCAUGUACUCGUUGGAGAAGCCGCAGAUUGCCUAUAAGGAUCUGAUGAAAGGUUACCACAACAAGGUCAACACACUCGCUGGCCCCGGGGAGAAGGCAAAAGUCUCCCUGGUGGUCAACCUGUUCCAGUCCGUGCUCGACGGCUUCAUCAGGGGCGAAAGGAAACGAGAGGAGUCCGAGCCGCCGAAGGCGCCUAAAGGGACAAAGAAGAGGCGGAAAAAGGAAAAAUGUCUCGACAGUCCUCUGGAUCACCUGUUCAGCACCUACCAGGUGAACAUCAUGCAGUCAUGUGACUUGUGUGGCUCCUACAUCUGGGGGAUGGAGAAAGCCUACAUGUGCAGCGCCUGCAAAUUAAUAUGUCACAAGAAAUGUUUGGACAAAAUCAUCACAGAUUGCUCCACACGGUGCGCCAGACAGGAUGAGAAUUUGCCAGGCUCCCUUCACUUUGGGGUGCAGGUGUGUGUCCUCACCAGUAAAGCCAACCCCGUGCCCAAGGUGGUGGAGAUGCUUCUGUUGUAUGUGGAGAUAAACGGCCUCUACACCGAGGGCAUCUACCGCAAGUCGGGCUCGGCCGUUCGAGCGAGGGAGCUUCACCAGAUCCUGGAGACCAAUCCUGAGUCAGCAUGUUUAGAGAACUACCCCAUCCACACCAUCACCGGUCUGGUUAAACGAUGGCUCAGAGAGCUGCCUGACCCCCUCUUGACCUAUUCCCUCUACAGUGACUUUCUCCAUGCUGCAGAGCUGCCUGAGAAUGAUGACAGAAUCCGGGCUGUGUACCAGAAGGUUGAUGAACUUCCUCCUGCUAAUCACAACACAUUGGAGCGGCUCAUCUUUCACCUCGUCAGGGUCGCAAAGGAAGAAGAGCACAACAAAAUGACGCCGACCUCUCUGGCUAUUGUGUUUGCCCCCUGCAUCCUGCGCUCUCCUGACUCUGACGACCCCUUCCUGGGUAUGAAGGACGUGUCCAAGACAACACAGUGUGUGGAGACGCUGAUCUGUGAGCAGUUCAGACGCUACAAUGAGAAGAUGCAGAAUAUCCAGGAGCUGGAAUAUGCCGAGGCCCUGGCUGUGAAUCAGCUCAAACUGAAGAGGCAGAACACGGUUGUUGAAAACCCUUCCGAGCUGAAUGUUCCAGAGACGAUCAACACUGAUGAAACAGAGAUGACUCUCAUCGAAAGGAUCAAGUCCAUCAAGCAAGAAAAGGUGGACCUGGCCUGCAGGCUACCUGACCUGGAGCAGGAGAACUCCGACAACGAAAACCUGGACUCAUCGUCAUCAAUGAGCUCCGAGAGCCUGGAUGAUCGUCUGGGGAGCCUGGAAUCGGAAGGAAGGGUGACCAUGCGAUUGAAAACGCGGAAACCCGACUGCCCGGUGAAACCUCCUGACCUGGCCCAGAGAGUCAGGAGCCUGAUGGCUCAGACAAACGAGUUCACACCGGGACGAGGGACGGGUGUCACUCAGUCCAUGAUAUUCCUGUCGAGCCCAGACAACCCCUCCGCCAACGGGAGCUUUGAAGACCUGGACAUCCCUUACAUCGAUGAAGAUGAGGAUCUACCUUGAGCGCAACACCACCGGCAUUAUUUUAGAUUUUCUCAAGUACGUGUUAACAGAAGAUGUGCACUUUGUUUUAAAGACUUUUCCAUUUGUCAGUGCUGCUAUGGAGACAAAGUGCUUUGAGGACUUAUUUGUAUUUAACGGAGAAACAGUUCCUUCAGGGUUUUUAAUCACAGAUCUGAAGAAGAACCAUCAGCAAGGUCUCAUCCUUGUGUAUCGCUGUAUGUGAUUGUAAACAUAUUUCAGAAUUGUACAGGACGCACGUUUUAGAAAAGGUCCCUUUGAGCUGUGUAUCAUCUGUAGAGAUAAAUAGAGAAAUGUGACGAGGAGCAAUUUAGGAUUCAAGUACCUCCUUUAUUCACAGACCAUAUUCUGAGCUGACGACUGUGGUGCCAAUGGAUGUGGAGGAGUAAUUUGUGAAAAGAACAAAUAAAUGUACCAAAAAAAGUUCUAACAUUGUAUAUAAAGUGAUUUUCCAUUGUACAGACUGUAACAUUGUAUUUUGGGCAUUUGCUGAAUUAUUUGAAACUGAUCAGUUGAGUUUUUGGGGCUUUUCUUUAUUACAACUGCCGUGAGUGAUCCCUGAUUCAACGAACCUACAAAGAAAAAUGGUCGCAAUGCUUUUUAUCCAGACUGAAAAUGUAUCCCUCUGUCUUUUUUUUAUUUCUUGUUCCAAGGCUGUGCAGUUUUCACUAAGUAAACACUUUGUCAAUACAUUUUUUUAUAUGCAUGCAUGUACAUUUAAUAAGGGUUUAGGAAUUCUGUUUGUUGUGGGGGAUGUCUUCUAAUUUGGACUCUUGAUUCCCCAAAUGAAAUUCACUGACCAUUUUCCUAGUGUCACUACAUGAACUGAUAAUAAUAACUGCCACCAAUAAUUACUCCCUUGACAUCAACAAGCGUUGUAAGAGUGUAUGUCAUAUUCUGGUCGGACAUUAGGAUGCAAGUACAUGGUAUCACCCUGACAAAAACAACCUGCACAAAUAAACAUUAAAUGGAAAUUAAAUUAUAAAGCAGAGCUCCAUUUAUAUAUCUAUUAUUUAGAAAAUUUAAAAAACAAUUUUGAAAUAUAUUAAUUGGAAUUUAUGCUUUAAAUGUUGACAAGAGACACGGCAAAUUAGUCCAAAAGGAUGAAGUUAAAUCAAAAAUAUACAUAAAAACUUAACAUAACAUUUAGGAAAAUAGGAUUUAUUGCAGUGCUGUUGACUGUUUAGACUGCACUAGUUUCAGUCAGGUGUUCCUAAUAAACUGACAACUGAGUGUAUGUUAUGGUGAUUUUAUGUUUCUAAGAUUUAUCUCAGAAAUGGGCCAAUGAUUACUUUGUUUACAUUUAGUAUAACAAUUUCUACAGUGUGGAAUAACUACUUUAACUUGGAUGACAGAUCUGACUACCUCUCCCACCACUAAUGAAAAGUAGAUCAAUUAAGCAGAGUGAAUACAGUAUUAUCGUUAAUGUCUGACAGGCAUCGUCAAGCAAAGCCCAUCUCUAAAUUCUUGGAUUCUUUCUUUUUUUAUGUACAAAAUAUUCAUGUUUAAACUUUAACAACACUUUUGUUAUGAUAGUGGAGGUUGAGAAGAUUGUGUUGGAUUUUAGUUAAGACGAAUCAAAUGUUAAGUGUACAUCUUGAAAGUGUUUUUUUUUUUGUAUGUUUCUGAUGUGCUUUUCAUAAAUAAAGUUUUCUUUUCUCCUGA
Pleuronectes platessa (European plaice) is the source of this 7710-nucleotide messenger RNA. RefSeq names its product myosin IXb (gene myo9b). Gene Ontology annotation, biological process: intracellular signal transduction. The record is from RefSeq and is a predicted model, not a curated record. Lineage: Eukaryota; Metazoa; Chordata; Actinopteri; Pleuronectiformes; Pleuronectidae. Bases 403 to 6027 code for a protein of 1874 amino acids. Gene Ontology annotation, molecular function: protein binding; GTPase activator activity; ATP binding. Gene Ontology annotation, cellular component: myosin complex. The transcript is spliced from 41 exons.